UAGCAUAAUCAAUAAAAUAUAUAUUUUAAAAAUUUUGUACUUCUUAAUCCCUUCACGUUUUUUACCCAGUUCCUUGUCCUCCUGUUCCCUUGGGCAACCAUUAGGUCCUCUCUCUGUGUCUGUGAGUCUGUUUCAAUGUUUGUUUGUAUAUUUUGGAGAACAUUUUUUGGAUAAUCAGGGGAAUUUGAUAUGAACUAAAGAAUUAGGUGCCAUUGGAAAACACAAGAUAAAGACACAAGGAUGGGCAUUGCAAUGUUUGCAAUAAUUUUUUUUUAAAGGCUAGAAAGCCACCACAUGCCAGAGAACAUUCCUGGAACUCUUCCUGGCAGUGAGAAGGGACCUCUUAGACAGGAAGUUGGCAGAGUGACCCUAGCAAAUACCCAGCAGGAGAGGUCUGACCAGAACCUUAAGGUGAUUUUUUUAAAGCAGCUUUAUUGAGAAAGAAUUCACAUACCACAUGUUGUUAAUUAAUAUGACUCCAAGUCCCAUGGUUAAUUCAUCCUACCUUACACUUGAAUAUGGGCACUUGUUGGUGGUUAUUAGUUUGGGGGGCAGACAUAUUAAGGGCAAAUAUCAAACUCUUGAAACAUAGUUUAUAGUGGAAAAGUCUGGAGCUUAAGGACUUGUGUUUUCAUUUGAGAUUACCCAUCACGUGCCUUUGGGGAAAUCAGUCUUCUCCUGUCUGUUUCCCUGUCUGUAAAAUGAAGAAGUUGACUCCAAUCUCUUGAGUAAUUGCUUGUUCUGUGACGCUAUUGGUGCAUACAGAGAACUAGCUGGAGAUUCAUGUUAAAUGCAUUUAAUGGCAUAAAGGCGGGUGACAAGGAAACCAGGAAGGAAAGACAGAGAAAGACCACGGGUUUUGGGAAAUUAUUUAGUCUGUGAUCUCCCUUGUCUUUUGUAAAGAACCCUUGGCUUUUAAAUUUUCCAGACAAAAGUCAGUCUUCCAGGGCUGGGACUGUUUGGGUCUGAGAUGCUACCUCAGUGGUUACUGACAACUGGUGCCUGAAACCCCCGGGGUAGGAGGGGAGGGGACGUUUUGUGUAUACCAGAUGAAAUAGAAACUUGAGGUCUCCUUAAUUCCGCCCACGGGAGGGGCAAGGAGUCACUGCCGACAGGACUGUGUCUUCCGUAAGUAGAGGAGUUUGAAAGUUCAGGUGAAAGUAAGAAUAUUAACACAGAUUCCUCACUUUAUAAGUUGUAUAAAUGAGGACACCGAGACCCAGCAAGCUUCGACGAUGUAGGCCAGUUUGUGUUAGAAAAAGGCUUGUGAUGGAGUGAGGGGAAAGGGCCGUAAGUGUGAGAAUAAGGAACACACCACUGUCUGUGGUGGUUUCCAGCUCCCAGUCCACUGCCUGACACAUGCUGAGUGCUUCCUAAGCAACCGCCACGCAACUGACCAACUGACUGGCUUUCCGAACAAGCACGUGUGUUUCUAUCUUUGUUCAUGGGUAGCGAGCUGGACCCAGACACAGUCUAUUUCAGGCAGAGGACCAUUUCUUUGAAGGUAUCAGGAGGUUUCCUUUACUUGCUGAGAGACAGUUUUUUUGACCGACUAACACUUUUUCUCUGGCUCUUGCUUCCUCUUUGUUGGUACGAACAGAAUAAAUGUCAGAGCCCCCACAGGAUGUGUGUGGUGUGGCAUGGCAGAGAACCGGAGUUUCCUUUGAUGUGACGGUAUGCUUAGACACAUUAAUAGAGGGAUGAUCAGUAGUCUGACGUACUGGUUGCUGGGCUAGCCCUCGGGGAAGUGGCCGCCGCUCACGUGAUUGUGGAGUAGAGACGCAGGUGAAGGAAGUAUCCAGCUCAGUUGGAGAGUUACAACGGCUCAUCAGCAGAGCCAUCCUGGACUUCUCUUCUGCAGAACUCAUGUUUUCACAUCUUCCCUUCGACUGUGUCCUUCUGUGGCUGCUACUGCUUACAAGGUCUUUGGAAGGAUCACACAUAGCCAGAGUGGGCCAGGAUGCUCGCCUGCCCUGCAACUACUCUCCACCCACCCCUGAGGAUCUCGUGCCUGUGUGCUGGGGCAGAGGACCCUGUCCUGUGUUUCAGUGUCAGGAUGAGGUGCUCCGCACUGACGGAAGGCACGUGACUCAUUACACAUCCAGCAGAUAUCAGCUAAAGGGGUAUUUGCACACUGGCGACGUGUCCUUGACCAUAGAGAAUGUGACUUUAGCUGACAGUGGGACCUACUGCUGCCGCAUCCAGUUUGUAGGCCCAAUGAAUGAUAAAAAAGUAGACCUGCAGUUGGACAUCAAACCAGCCGAGGUCACCCCUGCCUGGACUUGGUGGAGAGACGUCACCACAGCCUUUCCAAGGAUGUCCACCACCGAGCGACCUGGCUCAGCAGAAACACAGACACUGGAGAUCUUCCAUGAUAAAAAUCAAACACAAAUAUCCACAUUGACUAACAAGUUACAAGACUCCGGUGCGACCACCAGGAUAAGCGUCUACAUCGGAGCAGGAAUUUCAGCUGGGCUGGCUCUGGUUCUUAUCUUUGGUGCUUUAAUUCUCAAAUGGUAUUUUCACAGGAAAUGGAAGUUACAGAAUUCAAGGCUCGUCACGCUGGCCAACCUCCCUCCCGCAGGGUUAGAAAACACAGUAGCAGAGGGGAUGCGCUCAGAGGAAAACAUCUAUACGAUCGAGGAGAACGUGUACGAGGUAGAAGAUCCGUCAGAGUACUACACCUACGUCAGCUGUAGGUAGCGAUCCCGACAACGUCUGGGUUGGAGCUUGGGUCGUCCUCUCUGGAAACUCUGAAGUGUGUCAGCUGCUGGGUGUUCAGUGUCCUCCACGGCUACCGAGCACCCUUUUCCAUUUUCCGAAGACCAUGAGCUCACCGAGGACGGGCCCCUGACCUGCACAACACUCGGGCCUGUCACAGCAUUAUUACCUCUGCCCCCCGCCAGCAAGGCUGCUCAGCCCUGAGACUGCGCGCUGGGGCAUCAGGACUCAAGUGAGCUUCUGUGUGAAGUGGGAAUCCGUACUGUGGGGUCCUGGAGUUCCAGAGAUUUCGGUCCCAUGAUGUGCCCUCGAAGGUCCUGAGAGUGUAGGGAAAGCUAUGUGCUGGGAUGUGUGCGUGUCUGCUUGGCCCAGAAAGCCUAAGGGCCACUGAUUCUCAAGGAGCACGGCGACUCAUAGAAGGUUAAGAACCCACUGGAGCAGGACUACGUGGUGUUGAAGGUUUCCCUGGAGACUCAGGGUUUCUGGGCUUUGAGUGAAGACUCCAGCAGCAGAUGCCCCUGCACAGCUCUCCUGCCCCAGGCAAGGACAGGGCCCAGCGAGCUGGUGGCGGGGCAGGAGCACCUGGGGAAAAGGGAAGCGUGCUCGGUGUGUGCUGUCAAGUUCUGCUUGGGGCGCACUCAAAGGGAAACGUCCCUGACCCACUUCUCCAUUCACGGGGAGAACUGGAGCUGUGCUGUUCACAGAAGAAGAAGCAGUGACUGGGACGCAACGUCGGGGACAGGUGUUUCUUGGUGGAAAGAAGGCAGAGGGCUCCGGCGAUCCGUAUUUGUCAGCAUUAAGCCCCUCGGUGGAAAGUCCCCAAGCUUCCACCCAAGACUGUGGAGACGAGGUCUGCCUCACUUACUGUCUCCCCAGUGCUUGUCACUGCUCUCACACAUCAUAGAAAUUCACAGACACAGCUCUGUGACCUCACUUCUCGGAGAACUCAUGAAUACCCCUAAGCUCCACGUGUGCUCUUAUGCAGGUAGAAGUGGCUGUUGUGUCUCAGCGUCAUCUCCCAUGUCAGGCGCUUGGAAGUCUGCCCCCGCCCCCCAUCUGUUUCCCCUUCCUGUUGGGCCCUCCUGGACACACCAGGACCUAAUCAACAACACACACCUGCCACUGCCUGAGGACCGCCCCUCCCAGGUGGUGACGGAACUGCUGCUGUGCCUCAGGCCAUGGAUACCAGUCCCCAAAGGCACAGGCAACCUGUUGGGUUGUUGCUAGGAGGCUUUCUGGCAGUCUGAAUGAACUCUUGUGUGAAUUCUCAUGCUGGGGCUGUGUCUAGGCAGUUUGGGGAAGCACUGGCUUUUUACAGGGAGCUAUGGGAAGGAGAUCGUUUUGCAAAAUCCUAUGCGGUGGCUCUCACACAGGUUGGAAAAUUAAUCAUAAAGUUAUGCAAUUGUGGAGGGAAGGGACUUCAGAACACACUGGACCAGCUCAGUGGCUCCCUCUGAAGGAGCUUCUCAUCCUACAAAAUCUGUUAGCAAGUGUGUGUGUGCACACGGAUUACCAUUGCAAAGGCGUUUGCGAGAGACCUUUUCCCUCAACAGGGGAAUAGUUGAUUAGUGUGGUCCAGGAGCCCACGGGUGCAGGCAGACCUAGGUAGUCUUCAUCACUGAGCUGUUUUGCUAAUUGAAGAAAUAUUUAUUAAUGCUUCCUAUGUGCCAGGUACUGUGAUGCUGAGACCAGAGAGACAGACCAGACAGACACACCCCUGACCCCCAGAGCUCCUAGUCCGACCGACCGGCAGGCGUACCGGUUCCACCCGUGCGGGCUGUGAGCAUUCACUGGCGUCUAAGCCGUCAGGCGCCGGUUUAGUCCUAGGAAUAGAACAGGGAGGGGGCAGCUAAAACCCUUCCUCUGACAAAGCGUACGUCACUUGUCAGGGAGAAUGCUGCAUUGCUAUGUCCAAAGAAAAGGAAAAUAUUCUAGAAUAGUAUAUAUAGCUGGUGCAAAUUUCUUCUUUACCUUAAAAAAUCUAGAAGAACAUAUCCAAAUUAAUAUGACUGCCCCACAGAGGCAAAUGAUCAAGAGACAAGUUUUCACUUUUUUCUUUUCCAUGCUUCUGUAACUGUUCGGCAAUCUCCAGGGGGUUUUUUUGUAAUAAAAUGAUUAGGUGUAAACAUUACAGCAUUGUUUUCCUGUAUGCCUUCCUCUUCACAGAAAGAAAUGAAGGACUGGUCAACCCACGGAGCGGGGCCAGUGGCAGGGUGUGGCAGCAAGGCGGGGCUGGACCCCCGGUUUGCAGAGCAGGAGCCACGCUCCAUCCGUUAUUGGGAAUGGGAAAGGUGGCAGAAAGCGGAAUGAAAAGCCGCUACAAGUGCCCUGGAAAUGACAAGCGGAAAUUGAAUUAAAAAGUGUAAUUAGUUUGAAUAUGUGUUUUGUUCAUAGAAUUGCCUUAGAGAUUUUGUUUGCUUGUUUGUUUUUCCUCCCCAGAGCUCUGCUAAGGCCCUCACAGGCUAUGAAAAGAGGGGCCCCUUUUCUUUUAAGACCGAAAAAGUAAGGCCUUACUAUGUUUUCUUUUUAUAUUUUAUUGAUUUGA
Phyllostomus discolor (pale spear-nosed bat) is the source of this 5266-nucleotide messenger RNA. It is a transcript of the gene HAVCR2, whose product is annotated as hepatitis A virus cellular receptor 2. The transcript has 8 exons. The record is from RefSeq and is a predicted model, not a curated record. NCBI's taxonomy places the organism in Eukaryota, Metazoa, Chordata, Mammalia, Chiroptera, Phyllostomidae. The coding region runs from base 1867 to 2703 and encodes 278 amino acids.